GCACUCACUACUAAACGCCCCCUACCGGUACGUUUUGUGAGGGAAAACCACAACAACACUGUUAGUGUGGAGUAGAGCGAAGAGGGGUGCAACUUUUUUUCCUUCGUAGUAAGACCACACUUCGCGAAAUCAGAACCUGGGAUUUCUAACUGAUAAAACUGAGAGGCUGAGCUAAACUGGGUCCUGGAAAAACAUGCUGAGCCCAGCAAAUGGGGAGUCGCUGAACGUUGUGACAAAUUAUGUGGAGGAGUAUCUGGACCUCGCCGAAUCCUUACCGCUGGACCUGCAGAGAUGCGUUUCACUGAUGAGAGAAAUAGACGGAAAAUAUCAAGAGAUUCUGAAGGAGCUGAAUGACGCUUACGAGAGGCACCGGCAAGAAUCGGACCCGGUGAUGAGGCGGCGACUCCUGCACUGCAUUCAGCGCUCUCUGAUCCACGCUCAGGAGCUUGGAGAUGAGAAGAUCCAGAUCGCAGGCCAGAUGGUGGAGCUGGUGGAGAACCGCACUCGGCAAUUUGAGUGGCAGGUAGAGCUUUUCCAGGCCUGCCAGAGCUCACCUGAGAGCGCCGUGUCCGUGGGCAGCGCUUCAUCUGCUGCCAUAAUGACAGUAAAUAUGACACCACUGUCCACUCCGUUGCUUUCACUGGGCAAACCAAGCACAGACAAAAAGCGAGACGAGACAACAGGGUCGGUGGAUAAGUCUGGUGCAAAACGCUCGCGAAGGCAAAAAAGUGGCUCCGAGAACCGAGAAAACACCAGCUACAACUUGGACCACAGUGAAGACCUUGGAGCAGGAACGCCAAAAGAGAAAAAGCCCAAGACUUCAUCUACAUCGUCAAAAAAGAAAAAGAGGUCGAAAUCCAAGCAGGAGCGAGAGGCAUCACCGGCUGACCUGCCCAUUGAUCCGAAUGAGCCCACCUACUGCCUGUGUGAGCAGGUGUCUUAUGGAGAGAUGAUAUGCUGCGAUAAUGACAAAUGCCCAAUCGAAUGGUUUCACUUCUCCUGUGUUGGCCUCCACCAUAAGCCCAAAGGGAAGUGGUACUGUCCAAAAUGCAGAGGAGAGAAUGAGAAGACCAUGGACAAAACCCUAGAGAGGUCCAAAAAGGAGAGGGCAUACAAUAGGUAGUCUCUCACCAGAGCCAGCCUUACCCAGCCUUUUCACUCACCUGUUGAUACUCAAUAUUAUCGCAGUAGUGUGGAAUAGUCAGUUAAAAAUGGACCAGUUACAUUGUUCAUUCAUUAUUUGUUUUCUAAGAAAAGUAUUAAGGUUCACGCUGUGCACAGGAGCUGUUUAGUCCAGCUGUACUCAGUUGUGCAUGAGUAUUUUGUUAAAAAGGAGUCCUCUGAUAUUUUUCAGUCUAAUCUCUGUCUGCUGCAUCUGUAGCAUGCUGUUGGUUUGCCACUGACAGUUAUUUCCUUGUAUUUAGAGAAAAAGCCUGGGGUCUUCCUUUAAAUACAGUCAUAUGCAAAAGUUUGCGCACCUCUGGUCCAAUUAAAUUUUGUUAAAUUUCUAAGAGGAAAAAAAGUACACAUUCUAUACAGAGAACCCACGUCUACACAUUUUAAUGCAUUUAAUUACUGUUUAUUUGCUGAUGUAAAUGUGGAGCAUGUAUUAAUACUGUGGCACAUUUAAUAUGUAAUAUUUUCCCUUAUAUGUUAAAUUCAGCAAAUAAUUAGAAAUUGUGCACCAAAUUAUGUAGAUUGCCAUAUUUUAAAUUUAUUUGCUGUUAAUUUUUACUUGGGGGGGGGAAAAUAUGUAAUUUGACCAGGGGGUGUUUAAAAUUCAUGUACAACUGUAUGUUGCAGGUCAGUGGGUUUUCUGCCCUUUUACAAGCCACAGGGAAACAUUAGAAAAACUGUCUGUCAUGAUCCAUGUGCUUCUGACACAGCAGGUAAAGAUUAGGCUGGAUAACCCUGGAAUGUUCCUUUAAGGGUUACAUGAGGUCUGUAAUAUUGCUGGAAGUUCCGUCUCUGUGUCAAAUUGAUCACUUUCCUACAGCCUGACUUCAAGUCCUGUUAUCUGUUCAUCUCACAAAUCUUAUAGCAAUACCAUAUUUUUUUUGUAGACUUUAUGUUUCCACCAGUUUUAUAUGCCUACUUUGCAUCUUUUUGUGGCAUAAUAAAAGUGCAGUUUAUCAAUUGUG
This is a messenger RNA of Pygocentrus nattereri (red-bellied piranha), 2141 nucleotides long. RefSeq names its product inhibitor of growth family, member 1 (gene ing1). The coding region runs from base 194 to 1123 and encodes 309 amino acids. NCBI's taxonomy places the organism in Eukaryota, Metazoa, Chordata, Actinopteri, Characiformes, Serrasalmidae. Gene Ontology annotation, cellular component: nucleus. The record is from RefSeq and is a predicted model, not a curated record. Gene Ontology annotation, biological process: positive regulation of DNA-templated transcription. The transcript has 2 exons.